Messenger RNA from Theobroma cacao (cacao), 1703 nucleotides. NCBI's taxonomy places the organism in Eukaryota, Viridiplantae, Streptophyta, Magnoliopsida, Malvales, Malvaceae. The record is from RefSeq and is a predicted model, not a curated record.
AUGGAGAACUCUGCUGAUCCUGAAAGCUCCAACUCAAGGGCUUCCACGGAUUCUACUUUUCUUGAAACCCUUCAGCUUUCUAUUGGGAAUCUUUGCUUGAAGAAUGGCAAGGUUGAGAUUGAUGGUUCGGCUCCUACUCAGGGCAACAGGGCUUCUUCGUCUUUGCCUCUGAAUGGUUCUUUAACUAGCAUCUUGCGUGGUCCUGGAUUGAACAAAAGAGAAAGUAUGUUGAGUUCUUCAAAGAAGGUAAGUAUAUUGCCUUCUUUUAGUCAUAUGAAUCUGAAUGGUGUGGGUUAUCAACCGUAUGGGUUUUCUGAAAACCUGACGGGAAAAACAUUGAACACCGAGUAUGGUUUUGAAGAACCAUACCUACAUAAUUUGACAUCAAAGGGAUGGAAGGAUUCCUUGAUCAGCCAUGUUAACUUAUUCAGUGGUUUGUAUAAAGAAAAAGAAAAACCCUGCCUUCCUUCUCAUCCUGAAGCAGUUACAACUGGUGGAAAUCUUUCGCGGAGUGGUUUCAACAUGAGUAAUAAGAGUUCUGGUGGUUUCCAGAAUUUGCGAGGUAAUCAAAUUAUUAUACUGGCCAUGACUGAAGGAGGCUCGACAUAUUUCCAGGAUUUGGUAUUGUUGAAGGACCCAAGAAUUACACAACUGAUAUUUGAAGGGGUUAUUGAGUACAUAUUCCAGCUGAUGACCGACCAAUAUGGACGCUAUCUAUUUCAGAAGCUGAUUGAGUUAGAAAACGAAAUUCAGUUGCGGAUGAUUGUGGAAAAACUAACAAAUUCAAACGGAGACAUCUUCUAUACAUCAAUCCAUAGAUAUGGCACUUAUUCUAUUAAGAAGCUGAUCCAAGUGCUUGAGAAGUCACCAUUGGUUACCGAGGUUGUUAAAGCUUUGUGCAACAAUUUCUGGGACUUGAUGGUCAAUCCAACAGGACGAUAUGUUAUAAUGGAGUGCCUGGACGUUGUCGACUCUCAGAAGAAUGACUUGCUAUAUAUUGAAGCCAUCGAUAAAUGUCUCCAACUAGCCACACAUGAGAGGGGAUGCAUAUCCUUAAACAGUUUUAUCUCCCGUAUCAAAGGGCCUCGAAGAGAUCAACUCCUGAACUUGAUCUGUGAUCAUGUGGUGUACCUUUCACAAGAUCCUGCAGGGAACUUUGUUGUGCAGCACGUCCUGGGGCUCCAAAAGCCUUUCGUGAUCGAUAAAAUUUGCUUCAAAUUGAAAGGUUACUACGUUAAACUAUCCCUGCAGAAAGGAGGAAGUCAUCUGGUAGAGGAUUGCUUGAAAUCUUCAGGGAUGGAUCAUGUGCUUCAUGAAUUUCUUCUGAGCAAUCAACUUCUUCAGGUUGCUAAGGAUCGAUAUGGAAACUAUGUUCUCCAAACUGCUUUAAGAGAGACGAUGAAAACAGGUAGUCCACUUCAUGGAAGUCUUCUUAUGAAACUCCGGUCAUAUCUUAAAUCUCUGCAGCAUGGGUACGGAAGAAAUGUCCUCACAUUGAUGACAGCUCAGUUUAAAAAGGCGUGAAGUGAUCUCGAACAAGCUUCGUAUAUUCUUGUUGAUGCUAAGUAAAUUCCAUGUGACAAGUUACAUGUUCAAUGUUUCUUGAUGUUUCUCAUUCUUUUUUGUAGUUUUUAGCAUAUUGAAGGCAUAGGAUAGAAUAAAUUCUCUGUAAAAGCAGUUCAAGUUCUGAAUGUAGCAUCAAC